AUGGCAUCCUGUGUAGCACCAUCGCUGAAACAAAGACAUGUUAUAAUCAUCUUGAUCUUCACCAUUACUAUUCACAAUGUUAUUGCAUCUACCUCUGAAAAUCCCAAGAAGCUUCCCAAUUUUGUGGUUGUCUUGACCGAUGACCUCGAUUUGACAUUGGGUGGUGCGGAUGCCUCAACCUUGAAGAAGACUCGAAAUCUGAUCGCGGAUCAGGGCAUCACCUUGACCAAUUGGUUUGCACAAACGCCAGUAUGCUGUCCAUCACGUGCCGAACUACUCACAGGGCGAAUGCUCCACAACAUUCGGAAACCAUCCAUGGAUGCCAUUGGAUGCAUGUCGGUCGACGUCCAAGAAGAUCUGAAUAUCCCCUUUUACCAAGAAUACUACUUUGCUCGUCACUUUUCGGAAGAUCUCAAUUAUACUGUAGGAAUCUUUGGCAAACAUUUGAAUACCAAAAAUCCAAAAGGAUGUCCUCGUGGUGUCGAUCGAUGGUUGAUCAAUGGAGGUGGUGACUAUUUGAAUCCUUCCUUUUAUUGGGCAUCCAAGGGUGUGGAACCAACGACGGUACACUUUGAUAAUUGCACAGACACUACUGGAAUGCCAUGCUAUAGUACGUCGGUGAUUGGCAAUGCCACUAUCGACUGGAUCCGGGAACAUUAUCACAAGACAAGAAGACGGAGGGGCGGUGAUGAUAAUGAUGAUAAUGAUUGUACUCAACAACAACAACAACAACACGAACAACAACAACAAGAACAGCCAUUCUUUGCCUUGGUCUCCGUCAAGGCACCUCACCUUCAGGAUGGAGAUGGUUUUCCAAAGGCCAUACCAGCACCAUGGUAUGAAAAUUGCACAAUACCCGAGACAAUUGCUCCACGGACACCCAACUACAAUCACUCGUGUCCCGACCAUCAUUGGUUGGUACGGAAUCAACCACCCUUGACCCAGUUGCAAGGAAAAGAGGUGGACGAACUCUACCAAUCACGGCUAAAGACAUUACUAUCAGUGGACGACUUGGUAGAAGGAUUGGUCCAAACCUUGCAAGACUUGGAUUUGUUGGAGAAUACCUACCUCCUAUUUACUUCGGACAAUGGCUUUCGAUUGGGCCAAUUCAGAAUGCCCGAAGCCAAGUUCCAUCCAUACGAAAACGACAUUCGACUGCCCAUGAUGAUGAGGGGACCCAACUUACCGAGUGCUACUAGAACUGGCACCACCACCACCACCACGAGUCAGAAGAACUCAAUCUUGGGAACCCAUGUGGACUUGAUGCCCACCUUGUUGGGAUUGGCCACACAGACUUGGAACAAUUCCAUUGUACCGCCGACCAUGGAUGGUUCCAACCUGGCUGGAGCACUGGUGGUGGACCACAGCACCAGUAUCAGAAGCAACAACAACAACAACAAAACCAACAAUGCCUCUUUUGGUGUAGAAGAAUCAUCACCGUCGAUGCAAGCAAACCCAUCCUCUGCAAUUCUUGUGGAAUAUCCGAGUCUCGGAAAUGUAGUACGCUAUCAACACUUGAUGGAUACUUACAAUCACACAUUUUUGGCACUCCGAAUCAUCGUUGACAAUGAUGAUGAUGAUGAUGAUGAUCGACGUUGGAACAUUAAGUAUAUUGAAUUCUUUGAUUGUCGAGAGGAUUGGAACUUGACCGGGCCUGCCUUGGAAGCAGAGUAUUACGAUUUGGAUCAAGAUCCCUUUGAGAUGCAAAAUCUGAUUCCCACCAUUUCUCUCCCAUUUCGAAGAAGACUACAUGAGGCAAUGAUGAUGCUGUACAAGUGCAAGGGAGACAGUUGUAGACGAGCAUUAGGAAGAGGAGCGUUGGAGCACGUCAUGAACGACAAUAACAACAACAACAAUGAUAAGGUGUCCACGUCACAAUCAUAG
Messenger RNA from Cylindrotheca closterium, 1884 nucleotides. The record is from the annotation of a GenBank genome assembly. NCBI's taxonomy places the organism in Eukaryota, Bacillariophyta, Bacillariophyceae, Bacillariales, Bacillariaceae.